This is a messenger RNA of Adineta ricciae, 1812 nucleotides long. NCBI's taxonomy places the organism in Eukaryota, Metazoa, Rotifera, Eurotatoria, Adinetida, Adinetidae. The record is from the annotation of a GenBank genome assembly.
AUGAUGGCUUUGCAAAGAGUUGCACUCUUCGUUUUGUUCGCUGUUGCCAUUUGUACAACAAUCGAUGCUCGAGUUAUUGUAGAAGAUCCGAUCGAUGAAGUGAUAGAUGAUGUGACAAGUAUAGACACAAAGCAGUUCUCUACCCUAAUUAAUUAUCGUCAACGGUUCGAACAUUCGAAUAAUAUUAAAGCCCUGAAAUGGAUGUUUCAACAAUAUAAUGAUCCACCGGAAAUAUAUUGCAAAAUGUGUCAUAUACUUCUGCCCAUUGCACGGUUACUUAUCUAUGCUAAUCAAACAGAUCGCUUUGAAAAUAUAACUCUACAACUUUGCAAAGAAUUUAGUCUGGUUCUUGACGUUUGCAGUGGCGCUGUUCAUGAAUAUAAAGACGUUGUUUUUCAAGUUAUUUCUCUGACGGAGUAUACUGAUAAAGCACUGUGUGCAAUAACUUUGAAUUGUGAAAAACAAACGGAUUAUCCGUCUUUGAAUUGGACUGUACCGAUUCCUGAUGGAAAACCAACUCCACAACCACCCAAACCACCUUCUCCUAGUUCACCAAAACUGAACAUGCUACAAUUGGCUGAUGUUCAUGUAGAUUUCGAGUACAAACCAGGCUCUGAAGCAAACUGUUUAGAGCCGUUGUGUUGUCGAAAAGGUCUACCGUUACCUGGUCGUCCAGCUGCUGGCUUUUGGGGAACGAGUCUUCACUGUGAUAUACCAAUCUGGACGGCUCAAGCCAUAAUUGAAUAUGCUGCAAGAACAGAAGAGAUUGAUUUUAUUUAUUAUACCGGUGAUACGCCACCACACAAUGUGUGGAAUCAAUCUCGUGCUGAUCAACUCCAUGCCAUCUACACAAUCAAUGGUUUGGUGGCUCGAACAUUUCCAAACAGAACAGUUUAUGCAGCUGUGGGCAACCAUGAAGCAGCUCCAUGCAAUCUUUUCCCAACGCCUAUUAUUAAGACAGAUAAUAUCUCGUGGUUAUACGAAGCACUAGCGGAUAGUUGGAUAAAUACAUUCGGUCUACCUAACGACACGCGGGAAACGAUUCUACGUGGCGGUUUUUAUACAACAGUUGUUCGUCCUGGCUUACGAAUAAUUUCGCUCAAUACGAAUUAUUAUCAUCACGAUAAUUAUUGGCUAUUCAUCAAUUCGACAGAUCCACUCAAUCAAGUUGAAUGGUUGAUACAAUGGUUACAAUAUGCAGAAAAGAAUAGCGAAAAGGUUCACAUCAUCGCCCAUCAUCCACCAAGAGAAUGUUUUGCUGCAUUCGGCUGGAAUUUUGAUCGAAUUGUCAAUCGAUUCGAAAAUACGAUCUCUGGACAAUUUUAUGGUCAUACCCAUACGGAUGAAUUCAAUAUGUACUACGAUGAAAAUGAUCAUCAACGCCCUAUUUCGAUCGCAUACAUCGCGCCAUCGUUGACAACCGAAUCGUUUUUGAAUCCUGGUUAUCGCAUGUAUACACUUGAUGGUGACUAUCCGCAAAGUUCUUACUGGGUACUCGAUCAUCGUACUGUGAUCAUGAAUUUGACUGCAACGAACGUUUACAAUCGAACAAUCCUACAAAAUGAAUACACUGUUCGGGAUGCAUAUCAAAUGGAAAAUCUUUUUCCAGCUGAUUGGGAUAAUUUGAUCAAGAGACUUGAAAGUGAUAUUGAUGGACCAUUGAUGGGAACAGUGUAUAAAUACUAUAUGAAAUCUAAUGCAGAUGCUUCCCAAUGUACUCAUGCAUGUCGACGAUCACUUCUUUGUAGCUUUAAAACUUCUCGUGAAGAUCAACCACACGCCUGUGAUUCAAUUCCUCCUCUUGUUGCAUAA